This is a messenger RNA of Limulus polyphemus (Atlantic horseshoe crab), 616 nucleotides long. RefSeq lists its product as uncharacterized. The coding region runs from base 68 to 616 and encodes 182 amino acids. The transcript is spliced from 3 exons. Lineage: Eukaryota; Metazoa; Arthropoda; Merostomata; Xiphosura; Limulidae. The record is from RefSeq and is a predicted model, not a curated record.
UGUGUUGCAAAACCAAGAUGUCAAGCCAUUUGUCAACAAGGAGAUAACCAACAAAGACAAGCGAGCUAUGGCUUUUUUUCCAAUGAGGGGCCGAAGAGAAGACGAAGAACAACGAACCAGAUUGUUUGAAAAGAAAGGCCAAAGUGGAAGAACUAUGAGAUUCUAUAGUAUGAGAGGCAAAAAGGAUCAAGCUAAUGAAGUUAAAAGAGCAAGCUCCUUUUACGGUCUACGAGGAAAGAAGGACGAGUUGGACGAGAAAAGAGCUAGUUCGUUCUUUGGUCUACGAGGAAAGAAGGACGAGUUGGACGAGAAAAGAGCUAGCUCGUUCUUUGGUCUACGAGGAAAGAAGGCUGGUGAAUGGAAACAGGGGAGUUUUUUCAACGACGUCCCAACAAACAACUAUUAUGGAGAGGAAAACGGACAUGAAAACCAAGAGGGUAUUGACGAUUACGUCAACAACUUAAAACAAGCUUUCUUGAGAAACCAAGUAGGCGAAAACAACCCUUAUCUUCCAGAGAGUUUAGAUGUUGACAGGAAACGAGCAGGAGCAUUCUUUGGAAUGAGGGGGAAAAGAAAUGCGGAGCGAGAUGAUAAAUCGGGAUCGAAAGAGGAAUAA